UCAGUUCCCCUUCCGCUUUUCCCCAGUGCUUUCCAACGACCUGCCAAUCUACCAGCCUGUUAAUUAUUAUUUUUGCUCCUUCCCUCUGUCUCUCUCCUUGGGAGGCCGGCUUCUCUCCUUCCUUGGGUGCCUGGGAAGAGGCAGCCUUCGCUUUCCCCACCUCUGCGCCUCCAGGAGUCCAGAGAACAUGCAGGCCAUCAAAUGUGUGGUGGUGGGAGAUGGAGCUGUGGGUAAAACCUGUCUUCUCAUCAGCUACACCACCAAUGCCUUUCCUGGAGAAUACAUACCCACGGUGUUUGAUAACUAUUCAGCCAAUGUGAUGGUUGACAGCAAACCAGUGAACCUGGGACUGUGGGAUACAGCUGGGCAGGAGGACUAUGACCGUCUUCGACCUCUUUCUUAUCCCCAAACAGAUGUCUUCUUGAUCUGUUUCUCCCUUGUGAGCCCAGCCUCCUAUGAGAAUGUCCGUGCAAAGUGGUAUCCUGAGGUUCGGCAUCAUUGCCCCAGCACCCCCAUUAUCCUGGUGGGUACCAAACUGGAUCUUCGUGAUGACAAGGACACCAUUGAGAAAUUGAAGGAAAAGAAACUAACACCUAUCACAUAUCCACAGGGCCUCGCCCUCGCCAAGGAAAUUGACUCUGUGAAGUAUCUGGAGUGUUCUGCCCUUACUCAGCGUGGACUGAAAACUGUCUUUGAUGAGGCCAUCCGGGCUGUUCUUUGCCCCCAGCCCACCCGACAGCAGAAACGCCCCUGCACUCUACUCUAGGGAAUUAUUUCUGCUUAUGGCUUCAGAAAAAGUGUGCUCUUGGUGCCUGUUUGUUCCCCAGCGCUGUGUUGCUCUCCUCCCCAAUUCUUUAAUUUCAAGGCUCUGGGGCUUUUCAGUCAACCAGGGAGCCUUCCCCCCUUGGCAUUCCUUAGCAGAUGGAUGAAGCUCUUGGUCAUUAAUCUCUUGCCUGCCAAAGACAUUUCUGGGACAAGAUUGUGUGAAUGCAUGCAAAGCUGUUUCCUACUCUUUGCUUGGGCCCUUUGCCAUAGCCAGGGGCUUCUGGGAGAGUCUGAGAGAGGACCAAUAAAACAGACCUCUUUUAUUGCA
Messenger RNA from Monodelphis domestica (gray short-tailed opossum), 1093 nucleotides. RefSeq names its product Rac family small GTPase 2 (gene RAC2). Gene Ontology annotation, biological process: small GTPase-mediated signal transduction. Gene Ontology annotation, molecular function: GTP binding; GTPase activity. The record is from RefSeq and is a predicted model, not a curated record. Lineage: Eukaryota; Metazoa; Chordata; Mammalia; Didelphimorphia; Didelphidae.